Messenger RNA from Penicillium soppii, 1110 nucleotides. RefSeq names its product LysM peptidoglycan-binding domain-containing protein. Bases 1 to 1110 code for a protein of 369 amino acids. The transcript is spliced from 2 exons. NCBI's taxonomy places the organism in Eukaryota, Fungi, Ascomycota, Eurotiomycetes, Eurotiales, Aspergillaceae. The record is from RefSeq and is a predicted model, not a curated record.
AUGAGCCCUCUACACGACCAAAUCCACAUCCCAGAUCUAGUAGACGCUAUGAUCACCCUACGCCUCAGCCUCGGCCUCAUAACCCUAUAUACCGCCCUCCUCUUCCUAACCCGCACCACAACAGCCACCGCCCCAGUCUCCAGCAGCGACGGUUUCUGCGCCAGCUACAUCAUCCAAGGAUACGAUACCUGUGCCCUAAUAGCGCAAGCCCACGACAUCACAGAAGCCGACAUCGAAGCCUUCAACACAAACACCUGGGCCUGGCUAGGCUGCAACCAGCUAUACCAGGGCGACUUCAUCUGUCUGAGCGCCGGGGACCCGCCUAUGCCCAUGGCCAUGCCGAAUGCCGUCUGCGGGCCCCAAGUCCCGGGUACAACGCGCCCGGCAAGCUGGGCGGAUCUCGCUUCUAUGAAUCCGUGUCCGGUCAGCCAGUGCUGUGGUACCGCGGCGGACUUCUGCAAUGCGAAAGCCCGCAAGCCGGCGGCUGGUAUGACCGCGACGGUGAGCGCCGCGACGGACGUGUUCAUGGCGAGCACGCUUGCUACGCAGGUGAAGGGCUCCGAUAUGCAGACGACGCAGGCGGGUGCCGGAGAGGCUGCGACUACGUCUGCACCCACUUCUGGAUCAAGUUCUGCAGCAUCAUCUGCGGCGACCACGACCUCGGCUGCGGACGAUACUUUCCACGUCACUGACGAAGUAUAUGUCUUUCCACCCGCGUAUACAACACCGUGGGAGAUAACGUGGUAUAGCGAGUUGCACUGCGAAGGCGACUAUUACCAUAUGGAAGGGUAUAAUGAGGAUUAUAUUACGGGAGCGGAGGGGUGUUUGAACUUGCGGGGUGGGUUGAACAGUUUGCUUACAGCGACGAAUGUUACUUGUAGGUGGUGGACUAAUGGUGGGCUUACGUGGUCUGAUUGUGAUUCUGGGACGAUGGAGGCGCCUCAGUCGUGGGUUGUUAAGAAUGGGAGGUGUAUGGUUUUCAAUGGGCAGGGGUGUGAUUGUUUUGAUCAUCAUGCUUUGUCUUAUGUUCCUCUAGGGUGUCAUAAUCGGACGCCAAGGGAUACCCCUAAGUUUAUGUCUUUUGAGUGCCGUCUUGAAUCCGAGGAUUGA